AUGGCAUCCCAAUUGGGCAUAAAGCAGCCCAAGGCCAAGCUUGUUACGGGAACGAUUGUCAUGGUUGAUAAUGCUGACAAGCUGAUAAUAUCACCUUCAACUCAUGACACAGUGUCCUUAAAGAGGACGGAAGAAGGAAUUAUCCUAAAUCCACAACCACAUGAAAAUCCAAAUGAUCCACUUAAUUGGCCGUUAUGGAGAAGAGAUUUAUGUAUGGCUAUCAUAGGUAUCCAAAGUUUUUUAGGAGGUGGUCAAACUCCCAUCUUAGCAGCUGGAAUGCUGGGAUUGGUAAAUGAAUUACAUAAACCUCUAUCUGUCGUCUCCUAUUUAGUUGGUGGAUUCAUGUUGGCAAUGGGAGUUGGCUCUGUGUUUGCGUGUCCCACUGCUGUAUUAUAUGGAAAACGGCUAGUAUACUUAUUAGGUAUUCUAUUGUUUUUGAUUGGAUCCUUGUGGGCUGGAGGUUCCCAAAGUUUUGGGAGUUUAAUGGGAGCAAGGGUAAUAACAGGUAUUGGAGCUUCACCCACCGAGUCACUACCAUCCGCUACGAUUGCAGAGAUCUAUUUUGCUCAUGAAAGGGCUUACAGAGUGGGAAUAUACACGAUGUUGAUGUUGGGAGGCAAAAACAUUGUUCCACUUUUGUCGGGCUUAGUUUUUCAAUAUUUAGAUAGGCAUUGGCUCUUUUGGAUUCUCAGUAUGUUUCUAGGCACAAAUUUAGUUCUUACCUUUUUAUUUGUUCCUGAAACAUUUUGGGAUAGGUCGCCAACUCCAAGUAAAAGAUCAAAGGAAGAAACCGAAGCAGCUCAAAAUGUGGCUGACUAUCAUCCGCCAUCUGAACGUCCUAACGCAUUCGCAUUAAGAAACAUUACAUCAAAUAGCAGCAUGGUAAGUACUAGUCUCUCGUCAAGUAUUGGAUACCCAGAUGCGAAUGGAGAAACUCCGGUAGGGAUCACUGGUGGUCCAGUCAAUACAAACCAUCCUGCAGAGUCCAAAAAAACAUUUAUUCAAGACAUAUCGCUUCACUCAGGCAGGCACACAAAAGAUAGCUGGUGGAUGGUAGCAUUGCGACCUUUUUUCUUAUAUACAUAUCCGUCUGUGUUAUUUGGAUCACUCAUAUAUUCGUUGGCAGUAGUUUGGUUGAUUGUGAUUUCUGAAACUAUUUCAGAAAUAUUCAGGGGCGAGGGUUACAAUUAUGAUCAAAAGACUGUUGGAUUAUUCUAUAUAUCGCCAUUCUGCUUUGGCAUUUUGGGAUCUCUAUCUGCUGGACUUAUAAGUGACAGGGCAAGUAGAUAUAUGGUGUCAAAGAACGGUGGUAUUUACGAACCUGAAUUCAGAUUAAUUAUGAUAAUCCCAUCAACGUUUUUCAUUACGAUUGGAUUGAUGGGAUUUGGAUGGUCAUCUCAUAUAAAGGAUCUUUGGAUUGGACCGAUAUUAUUCUUUGGAAGUGUCAGCUUUGGAUGCUCUAUGGCAAGUACGACGGCAAUAACUUUUGCAAUUGAUUCUUAUAGAGUAUUUGCGGCUGAAUCGUUAGUAUCUUUCAAUUUUUUAAAAAACCUUUUAGGUUUUAUAUUUUCAUUGUUCAACACAAAUUUCUUUCAUGCUAGAGGCGGGAAAACAACAUUCAUCACAUAUGGCGCUGUACAAUUAUUCAUCAGCUUAUUCGCGAUACCCUUAUAUAUUUAUGGUAAACGGAUACGUAGCUGGACCGAUGAGAAAGAAUUACUAAGAUGGCUCUAUUAUGUUGAAAAGGAAAAUUCAACAGCAAAUAAUAAUGAUAAAUAUGAAGUUAGAGAGAUGAACUCAUCUAACAGAUGA
Molecule: messenger RNA, 1812 nt
Organism: Priceomyces carsonii
Lineage: Eukaryota; Fungi; Ascomycota; Pichiomycetes; Serinales; Debaryomycetaceae
Gene: HOL4
Product: Hol4p
Exons: 1
Coding region: 1-1812 (603 amino acids)
Biological process (GO): transmembrane transport
Cellular component (GO): plasma membrane
Molecular function (GO): transmembrane transporter activity
Source: RefSeq, a predicted model, not a curated record